AUGUCUCACAGCAACGACAGUCAAUUGGCAAUUCCGAAACGUCGUGUUGCUAUUGUUGGCGGUGGUCUUGUCGGAACCCUCGCUGCGCUCUAUUUUGCACAACGUGGUUGGAAUGUUGAACUUUUUGAAAAACGCAGAGAUCUUCGACUUCCCGAGAACAAAGGCUCAGUUCCUCAAAGAUCCAUCAACUUGGCGUUAUCAACUCGAGGAAUAAGUGCAUUGUCAAAGGCAGGUUUAGAUCUUGACGAUAGUAUUUUGGGAACAGUGAUACCCAUGAGAGGAAGAAUGAUCCAUGCGGGAGAAGGUAAGCUCAAGAGUCAGCCCUAUGGCAACUCGCAUGAGAAUAUUUAUUCCGUGGAAAGAGAAUUUCUUCUAGAAUUGCUUCUGAACACCGCUGAACCAUUUAGCAAUGUGAAGAUUUUCUUUCAACACCGAUUGAAACGUUGUAAUUUUGAUGCAGGAAUACUAGAAUUUGAAAACAUUGAGAAUGGAAAAAUGGUUCAAUAUACAGCAGAUUUAAUCGUAGGAGCUGAUGGUGCUUAUUCUACCGUUAGAAAUCAAUUGAUGCACAUUGUGAAUAUGGAUUAUCAGCAAGAGUAUAUUCCGCAUGCUUACCGUGAGUUAACUAUUCCACCGAAAGUCAAUGAAAAUGGGAAGAGAGAAUUUGCCAUGGAUUUCAACCAUUUGCAUAUUUGGCCAAGGCACAAAUUCAUGAUGAUUGCCUUACCUAAUAAG
This is a messenger RNA of Acaulospora morrowiae, 735 nucleotides long. The record is from the annotation of a GenBank genome assembly. Lineage: Eukaryota; Fungi; Glomeromycota; Glomeromycetes; Diversisporales; Acaulosporaceae.